This is a messenger RNA of Fusarium poae, 351 nucleotides long. RefSeq lists its product as uncharacterized. The transcript has a single exon. Bases 1 to 351 code for a protein of 116 amino acids. The record is from RefSeq and is a predicted model, not a curated record. Lineage: Eukaryota; Fungi; Ascomycota; Sordariomycetes; Hypocreales; Nectriaceae.
AUGAAGCUCGUUCUUCUCGUCAUCGCUCUCGUCUCCCUCCUUGGCGUUGCCGACGCCGCCAAGGCAAUGAUUGAGACCACAAAGGUCAAGCCCGGCAACUACACAUAUCGAUACUAUGACACCAAGGGGCAUGUCCACCCCCUUGGCGAGUUCUACAAUGGAUGCAGACACCCCGACUAUGACUGGGUGUAUCAGGUUUGCGUCGACCUGAAGCGCAAGAGGGCUCGUCUGCAGUACGCAGACGGUGGAAGACGCUGCUUCAAACAAGUGACGAGAAGCAAAUCCGUCGAAUGCGGAGGAGGUGCCCGUUGCACCACUAAUUUCUUCAUUGAUGCUGGGUGCAAUUUCUAA